AUGGCACUGAACACAACUGUCCCAGUAAAUGUGGGUGUGAUCCUCGACUCUAAUUCAAUAUUUGGGAGGAUAGGGUUAAGCUGCAUCAACAUGGCCCUCUCAGACUUGUAUGCCUCUCAUACUAACUACAAGACUAGGUUGGUCUUACACACAAGGGACUCUAAGGGAGAUAUUGUUGUUGAAGCUGCUGAAGCUCUAGACUUGAUAAAGAAAGCAGAAGUUCAAGCCAUCAUCAUAGGACCAGAAUCAUCGAUGCAAGCGCAAUUCGUAAUGAAUCUUGGAAAUAAAUCCCAGGUGCCCAUUAUCUCGUUUUCAACAACAAGCCCUUCCCUUGCUUCUUUUCCGAGUCCAUAUUUUUUCCGAGUUGCACAGAAUGAUUCCGACCAAGUGAAAGCCAUUAGUGCCAUCAUCCAAAGCUUUGGAUGGAGUGAAGUGGUACCCAUUUGUGUCAAUAAUGAAUUUGGGGAUGGAAUAAUACCUUACCUGGAAAAUGCCUUGCAAGAGGUAGAUGCUAGUAUACCUUACUGGUGUGUCAUUCCUCCUCUGGCCACUGAUGACCAAAUUGUUGUGAAGCUUCAACAGUUGAUGGUGAUGAAACCAAGAGUAUUCAUAGUACACAUGUUACCCUCUCUUGGCUCUCGAUUUUUUGCGAAGCCGAAUGAGAUGGGCAUGAUGGGUAAAGAUUUUGUUUGGAUAAUGACAGACAGGAUGGCAAACUUCUUUAGUACCUUAAAUUCUUCUGUCACACAUAACAUGCAGGGUGUGUUGGGUGUGAAAACUUACAUUCCAAACAGACAAGAGCUUGAAAAUUUCAGACUGAGAUGGCAAAUGAAAUUCCAGAUGGAUUACCCAACAAUUCUAAAUGUGCAGUUGGAUGUUUAUGGAUUGUGGGCUUAUGAUGCUCUUUGGGCAUUGGCCAUGGCAGUCGAAAAGGUUGACUUCAGCUCCGAAAGAUUAGUAGCCUCCCAAAGUGGUCCUAGACUUGUACAAGCACUAUCAAGUAUAGAAUUUAGAGGUCUUUCAGGAAACUUCAGUCUCCUUUAUGGGGAACUACAUGCUUCAAAUUUUCAGAUAGUUAACGUAAACGGUAAUGCAGAAAGAGGGAUUGGAUAUUGGACAGCUGAAAAGGGACUUGUAAGAGACAAUUCUACAAGCAGCAGGAGACGUUUUUCUAAGAAUGCCGGUAUUCUUGGGCCAAUUAUUUGGCCGGGAGAUACCAUCACUAUUCCAAAGGGUCGGGUGAAUAUUCCUGAACAUCGAAUGAUGAGAAUUUUAGUUCCAGUGAAUCAUGGGUUUGAAACCUUUGCACACGUAUCAGAUGGUCCUAGCGGUACUGUGGUGACAGGAUAUUGCAUUGACGUCUUUCAAACAAUCAUAAAACGAUUACCAUAUUCUUUUGCCUACGAAUUUAUUCCUUUGAAGUGUUCUAAAGGUGUGUCAGCUGGCAGCUACGAUGAUAUGAUAGAUCAGAUUUUUCUUGGGAACUAUGAUGCUGCAGUGGGAGAUAUAUCUCGGAGGGCAAACAGGUCCUUGUUUGUUGACUUUACAUUGCCAUUCACAGAAACUGGUGUAUCAAUGGUCAUGCCUAUCACUGACAACAGAACUAGUAAAAAUACAUGGGUGUUCUUUCAGCCUUUUACCGUGAAUUUGUGGAUAACAAUAAGUUGCUUUUUCAUUUUUAUUGGCUUUGUCGUUUGGGUUCUUGAGCAUCGUGUAAAAGACUUUCGCGGGCCUCCACAUCGCCAAAUUGGGACAAGUUUAUGGUUCUCCUUUCAAACUCUGGUUUUCGGACACCGGGACCAAGUAUUGAGCAACUUAGGUAGGUCUGUGGUGAUCAUAUGGUGUUUUGUCAUCCUCAUACUGACUCAAAGUUAUACUGCCAUACUGUCAUCAGUGUUAACAGUUAAAGAGCUCCAACCAAUUGAUGUAAAUUUUCUCCUGAAGAAUGGAAGAAUUGUCGGCUAUCAGCAAGGCUCAUUUGUUUAUGGAAUUUUGUUAGAAGUUGGAUUUAAUCAGGAAAAGCUUAGGAGCUAUGAUUCCACAGAAAUGCUGCAUGAACUUUUUAGUAGAGGGAGUAUAUCUGCUGCCUUUGAUGAAACCCCUUAUAUGAAGCUUUUUCUUUCAACUUAUUGCUCCGAAUAUACCAUUAGUGUGCCAACAUUAUUUAAAGUCGACAGUGGUUUUGGCUUCGUCUUUCCGAAAGGUUCACAUUUUACACGUGAUGUGUCAACAGUGAUUUCUGAUAAGUGUGAGCAAAUAACAAUAAGAAGUAUCGAGGACAAGUGGCUUGGGAAACAAGCAACUUGUAUGAUCCCCAACACCACUGGCUCUUCUAAUCGUCUGACUCUUAGCACUGAUAGCUUCGCAGGCCUCUUCUUGGUUGCUUGGCUUUCUUCAUCAACAGCUCUCCUCAUAUUUGCAGCUAUGUUCCUCUACCAGCAUUGGCAUAUUUUGAUACGCUCUGAUCCAAACCUCUCAUUUUGGAGCAGAAUUUGUGUCCUACUUCAAAUCUUUUACCACGGGAAGUGUUUGGUUUUCAUUUUUCAAAGAACUGACGAAGAUCUGUGUUUUACUGAAAUGAAAUUUACCAUUGUUCGACUCCAUUUCUCGUUGUCAAACUCCUGCCGCAAAAGCUCAGACAUUCAAACUGGGCAAUUGGGCAUGCAAUUCUGGGUUAACUCCGUUCCUUUCACAAUGGGUUUCUCGAUUUUGGGUCAGAAUGAUUCAGUAGAGGUUGAGAGGAUUAGGGGUCUUAACUUUUCAGGCUCGGCUGGUAUCCCCAAGCAUUGCACUCGGCAAUCUGGACCCAAUUCAGGUGAGCAAUUUCAUUUAGUGAGUGCUGUUUUGUUUAGCUAG
Argentina anserina (silverweed cinquefoil) is the source of this 2856-nucleotide messenger RNA. Its product is annotated as glutamate receptor 2.7-like. Gene Ontology annotation, molecular function: ligand-gated monoatomic ion channel activity; signaling receptor activity. NCBI's taxonomy places the organism in Eukaryota, Viridiplantae, Streptophyta, Magnoliopsida, Rosales, Rosaceae. The record is from RefSeq and is a predicted model, not a curated record. Gene Ontology annotation, cellular component: plasma membrane.